Molecule: messenger RNA, 2974 nt
Organism: Salpingoeca rosetta
Lineage: Eukaryota; Choanoflagellata; Craspedida; Salpingoecidae
Product: Msid2
Exons: 9
Coding region: 27-2801 (924 amino acids)
Cellular component (GO): membrane
Source: RefSeq, a predicted model, not a curated record
CUCCAAGCCAGCUGCAACAGACGACGAUGAUGACGAAGCAAGCCACACAGCGCACCGUGCCAGUGCCGCUGCCGCUGCUGUUGAUGGCGGUGGCGGCGGUGCUGGGUGUCCGGUGUUGCUGUGCAAUGAUGCAUGUGGAUGCGCCAGCGCCAGAUCCCCCCAUCAGCCUUCCACAGUGCCGAAGGCAUCAACCGCUCGUGCUUGGGGAGGCAUGUGUCGUGAAUGGGACAGUGACUGAGGACCAGCCUGCGGUGACAUCGUUCAGCUACCCACAUUCCCCAGACAACACCAUUGUGCCUCGGAUCACAUCCUGGAGCACAGCCAACCGCACAGGCCAUGUCGGCUUUUUCCUCUCGCAGAGCUGCGGCUUUCAGCAGUGGAGCUUGCCCCUCGAAGCGCAGGGCUGCAAGUUUCCGCUGGUGCGGCGAAACAUUUGUCCCGAUGUGAGCUGCAUGUCAAACGCAUCAGACUGGGAGUUUAGCGUGACAGUGACCAGCCUGCAGCAGGAGCGGUUCAUCUACAAAGCAGAGCUCUUUGAUACUGCUGUGUCUGUAGGCACACCUCGCACCAUCACGGCCUCCCCCAACUUGCCCGCGUACCUUCGGCUCACCUUUGGGGACCACGAGCAGCUGCGUAUUGAUGUGCGGACAGACGCGCCGCACCCGCUUCGCAGCAUCAUCUCCCUCCAGAACUCAUCAUGCCCACUGUAUGAUCUGGACUCCAACGUGCGCUUUGAGGGGUUUUACGAGACAGCGCUGCACUCGUCGACAUUUGUUCUCGAUCGCUCCCGUCUUGGCCCCGACAUCUUUGUUGUCGUCAUUGUUCUCCCGGACGAGCACACGUGCGUGGCGGAGCCGCAGGACUUUGUUGUGGACGUGCAGUCGACAGACGACCUCGACUACACGUGGCCCGUCAUGUUUGUCGUGGUGGUGUUCAUCCUGGUCCCAUAUGGGCUGUACAUGCUGGCCGUGUGGUGCGAGGUGCGUCAUGGCGCCGGCAUCAACGAGCCCGCGCCAGAUGAGCUGCUCUUCCUCUUCCGCAGCCACGCCCGCAGGUCAAAACGCAGCGGGGCGCAGGAGGACUGGGAGGAGCGGGAGGACAGUGCGCUAUUGCAUCAUGCACCGACAUAUGGAGCAAUGGACCGGCCAUUGCAGCCUCUGCACCCGCAACCUCGCCGCAACCCUCACGAUGAUGGUGGUGAUGAUGGGCGCGGUGAAGGUCAAGCUGCUGCGCCGGGCACGUCGCCAGCAGCACACGACCAGCACCACCAGCGGGCGGAUGAGGAAGAACAAGCAGCAGAGAAAGGGGAAGAGGAGGAGGAGAACGGUCGUGGAGGAGAAGGGAUUGCGCGGCAACAGGCAGCGGCCAUGCUGCUGACGACGCGAGAGGCAAACACGACACCACAAUCAGUAUCAGCACCAGUCGCCCCGCUGAGCGUCCAGGCCCGCGGCAGUGGCAGUGGCAGUGGCAGUGGCGGCAUAGUCCUGCGGGCGGAGUGGGACACGGGGCACAACUACACGGCAUAUGACCUGCACGCGUGUCGUGGACAGGAGCCGGCGAUGGUGAGCCACCUAGCGCGCAAGCUGCCGUCCAUCCAGGAGAAGAAGUUCAAGCAGUACGCGCUUUAUCUGAUUGCGCUGAUGGUAUUCUACGCGCUACCCGUGGUGCAGCUGGUGUACUCGCAACUCGACCACUUCCACGCUGGCAACCAGGACCUCUGCUACUACAACUUCCGCUGCAGCCGCCCGCUCUGGCGCACGUACUCCUUCAACAACUUCUUCAGCAACCUCGGCUACAUCACGCUUGGGCUGCUGUUCCUGCUGAUUGUGCGCCGCCGCCGCCGUCUGCUCGCGGAGGAGGCGUCCAACAUCGACCUCGACACGGCCACGUCCCCCGAUGCAGCGCUGGGUCUGCCCAGGCACUCUGGCAUCUUCCAUGCCAUUGGGCUGGCGUUUGUAGCCGAGGGCGUGUUCUCUGCGUGCUACCACACGUGCCCGACGCCCGUCAACUUUCAGUUUGACACGUCGUUUAUGUAUGUCAUUGGUGUCUUGAUGGCACUCGUUCUCUACCAGCGCAGGCACAACGACGCCCUGCCGAAUCCGCACGUGACCUAUCUGUGGAUUGCUGCGCUCAUCUUUGUCGUCGUGAUUGGCGUUUACUGGCACUCCAUCUACUUCUACGCCAUCGUCCUCAUUGUAGCACUGCCGCUCUCGUUCAUCGCGACGUUGCAGCUGUACUUCUUUGGGCUGUGGGGCUGCAUUGCACCGAAGGAGCCGCUGCCAGCCAACAUCAUCUCCCUCUACUUUCUCAACUCAUUCACGUCCCCGCGGUGGUGCUCUCUGUCGAUGCCCCGGCGCAAAGGGCGCGCGCUGCUGCUGCUCGUCAUCAACAUCAUCACGUGGAUGGCGAUCAUUGCUGGCAUGGUCACGCAGUUCCAGGACGUGCCCACGUUCUUCCUUGGCCUGGCCAUCAUCAACUACCUCAUCUACUUCUGCUACUACGUCACCAUGAAGCUGCGGCACGGCGAGCGGCUCACCCGCCUGCCCGUCUUGGUGUUUGUCGCGUCGCUGGCGCUGUGGGGCGCUGCGCUGUACUUCUUCAACGACCGCGCGUCAAGCUUCUACCUCACCCCGGCCGCCUCUCGCGACCUCAACAAGGAGUGCAUUCUCUUCCGCUUUUACGACACGCACGACCUGUGGCACAUGCUGUCUGCAUAUGGGCUCUUCCUCAAUGCCAUUGUGCUCCUCUCGCUCGACGACGAUCUCAGGGCAACGCCGCGCGCUCGCAUCCCCGUGUUCUAGCUGCUCUGAUUGUGUGUCAUGUGUGUAAAAGAGAGAGGGAGUGAGAGAGUGUGUGUGUGUGCGUGUAAGAGAGAGAGAGAGAGAGAGAGAGAGAGUGCGUGUGUGUGUAUGUGUGUGCGUGUGCGUGUAAGAGAGAGAGUGUGUGUGUAUGUGCGUGUGCGUGUAAGAGAGAG